GGCCUGGAUCCAAGAAAAAUUGUAAUAAAAGGAUCGUAUUUUAAUUGCAUUCGAAAUGCUUCCUCGUAGAACGGUUGGGAUUUCUCUUUUAAGUUCUCCUGACCCACUUGGUUGCUUCUUCCGUUACGUGAGUGUCUGAAGCUUUGGAGGAGCUUUCCUCAGAGUCAUACAAGCCCCCCCCCAACAAGGCCAGGGGGACAGAAGACAUGACAGCAGUAGAGAUAAUUGUGGGACCCCUGGGUGCUCCCUGAGCUGGGUGGCUUCGUGCAGACGUUUCAUAACCCAACUAGAUAACAACAUCAGCAGUGCUGGAAGGGAAGAAGGACUGUGGGAUCCGUGAUGCUCUCUGAGCUGUUUUUUUUUUUGCAGAUGUUUCAUUACCUAACUAAGGAGCGUCAGUCCUACUGAGCGGGUGGAUUGCUCCCUGCUAGAAGAGAGAGGGGCGUGGAGGAGGAGGGGGAGGAGGAGCACGACAACGACUGUGGGUCCUUGAUGCUCUUUGAGCCUGGUUGUUUCCUUGCAGACAUUUCAUUGCCAAGCUAGAUAACUUCAACCGUGCUAAACAGAGAACAAACCCUACUCCCUUCGAGCACUGAUGAUGUUACCUAGUUGGGUCAUGAAAUGUCUGCAAGAAAACAAGCUCAGAGAAUAGCAAGAACCCCACAGCCCUCCUCCUCCCCACCACACCCCACUCUCUUCUAGCACUGAUGAUGUUUCCUAUUUGGGUCAUGAAACGUCCGCGAGAAAACCACCGAGCUCAGUCAGCAGCCAAGGACCCCCCAUUCAGCCCAGAGUUACCGAUAUCCCCUUCUGGGGAGAAUAGUUUGGGGCCUUCGGAGGAAGUGAAGUGAAUCCACCGGCUGCACUGAACGCCAGUUGGCUUCUGUAAGGCUUUCCAGGGCUUGCUUAGGGUAAGAGGCUCACUUUCCUCCAGUUGCUCUCGUCGGCUGAAAGUCUGCCUGGGCUGGGUUGCCAUCGGUCCCAUCAGGGAAGCCAUCUUGUGGUGGCUCUGCGCAGAUGUCUUCAAGAACAGCUUCAGGCUCAGAGAGCCCCAAGGACCCCACAGUCCUCCUCCUCGCAAACCUCACCAUCCCUUCUAACACCAAUGAGCGGCCCAGGUGAAGGAGACCCGCCAUCUGCCCCCUUCCCCUGGAUGCUGGGCGGCCGGGGCCGUUUCUCGCAGUCGCACAAGAUGGGGGCCUUGAAACGGAGCCCCCAGCAAGCCUGGCCGGAGGAGGAGGGUGACCGGGAACACGGCCUCUACAGCUUGCACCGCAUGUUUGACAUUGUGGGCACCCACCUGACUCACCGCGAUGUCCGGGUGCUGUCUUUUCUCUUCGUGGACGUCAUCGACGACUACGAGCGGGGCAUGAUCCGCAGCGGGCGGGACUUCCUCCUGGCGCUGGAGCGACAGGGCCGCUGCGACGAGACCAACUUCCGCCAGGUGCUGCAGCUGUUGAGGAUCAUCACCCGCCACGACUUGUUGCCCUACGUCACUUUGAAGAGGAGGAAGGCUGUAUGUCCGGAUCUUGUAGAUAAGUAUCUCGAGGAGACUUCAAUUCGCUAUGUGACACCCCGAGCCCAUAGCAAUACGGAGCAUGUUCCUGUGCACCAACAAAAAUCUGUGCCUCCCCACCACCCGCUGGUCUGCUGCUCCUCUUCGGGCCCCCAGAUCUGCACCAAGAGAUCCGGCCGUGGAAGGGCACUGCUUGGGAAUCAACGGAAAAGAAGGAAGUCCGUGACACCAGACCCGAAGGACAAACAGACCUGCGAUAUCCGCCUCCGGGUCCGGGCCGAGUACUGCCAGCACGAGAGCGCCCUGGAGGGCAACGUCUUCUCCAACAAGCAGGACCCCCUGGAGCGCCAGUUUGAACGUUUCAGCCAGGCCAACACGAUCCUGAAAUCCCGGGAUCUGGGCUCCAUCAUCUGUGACAUAAAGUUCUCGGAGCUGACGUACCUGGACGCCUUCUGGCGCGACUACAUCAACGGCUCCUUGCUGGAGGCCCUGAAGGGCGUCUUCAUCACAGACUCGCUCAAGCAAGCCGUGGGCCACGAGGCCAUCAAACUCCUGGUCAACGUGGACGAGGAAGAUUACGAGGUUGGCCGGCAGAAACUCCUGAGGAACUUGAUGCUGCAGACGGCGCCUUGACGGCUCCCUGGUGGCGGAGUUUUCUUUUUCCUUUUUUCGCCCUCUCCUCGGGCUCCCCGUUGGAGGAACGUUUUGUUUUGUUUCGCAAAAUUAUUUUCCUUAAAAAAAAGAGGGGGGGGGGGCGGAUAUCUCCGAGGAACGAAAUCGGUCACGUACUGAAUUGAGUCUUUUCCGUGGGAGGAUACGCUGGGGUUUUUUUCCUCUUCUUCAUUCCCCCAGGGGGGAACUGGAAACGGGGGUCCAGGAGUGUUGGAGAGGCCAUCCCGUGCCCCCGCCCCCCGCCUCGAAGGAGCCUCUUUUCCUGGACUCGCGGAGCAUCAGGGAGCCCCCAAAAGAUGCUCGGCGGUUUCUUCCUUACCGCCUCCUCUCUUGUGCCGUCCGACCUUUCUGUUGUUUUUGGUAUCGUUGCCAUCAGUUCGAUUCCUGCCGUCGCCCCCUCCCCAAGUGAGCCCGACCGCCAGGCCCCCGAAGGCAGGCAGGCCCUUAGCCCGUCUCUUCCCGUGAAAGAAGCUGUUGUCCACGGGUCCCUCUUCCCGCCCGCCUCUUUCGGAAGCUGCAAGGGAGGGACGGGACGGAAAGGGAGACCUGGGCUCGUAGGCUCUGCCUCCUGCUCCUCCGUUGCCUUUUGUUUUUAAUUUGCACUGAGCUGCUCCCCAUAUGGGGGAGUGGUCUUAAAGCAGGGGUUCGGGUUUAGUCAUGGUUUGGCAAGGGAAGGGCCAGGGGGUCUCGUGCGAAGAAAGCAGCCAAGGUGGGGCACGAGAUGUGGGUCCAAAGACGAGAGGGAGGGGAGCUUUGAGCCACGGCUGCUACGCUGAACCCCACUUUGGGGCGGGGAGGGGACUUGUGGGUCAAAUACAACAGGGCUUUCCAACCUUGGUGGACUUCAACUCCCAGCGUUGCUGGCUGGGGAAUUCUGGGAAUUGAAGUCCACAAGUCUCCAAGUUGCCAGGGCUGGAGACCCCUGAAAUAGGAGCCCCCCUUUGGCUAAGACCAUCCCUUGGCUCUUCCUGCCCUCCUUCCUGUCAUCCCACCUGUGCCUUUUCCUCGCCUCCAAAGAUGAAGGAGAACGCUCUUUCCUCUUCCCUCCUCAGCCGUGCAACCUUGGCGGACAGCUGCCCAUCUGAGGUGGUUGGCCCACAGAUGGGAAGAAAGGAAGACCUCUGCCAGCUAGAGAAGGAGCCCGAGCUUCGGAGGGGCACCCCGUGUGGCCGGGGCCAGCUUUGCGGGGGGGGGAAUCCCAUUGGUUCAGCUGACUAGUCUGUUCUUCCAGAAGUUUCCCCUGUCCCGACUUCCCCACCAGUGGUGCAAAACUGAAUAGCUCUCGGAGGCAGACAGGGGAGAGAUCCCGCCCUCGCUCCCCAUGGUGCUGAGCGCAGCGCUGGUUGCAUCUGAAUUUUCGUUUUUCUUUGGGGAGAUGGCCAGGGGACUCUGCCGGGGUUCAGCUGUGGGGUUACGUUUUUGGUAGCCCCACUGGCCUUGGCAGGGUGUCUCUUUUUUACCCCCCCCCCAGACCCGCCUCUCUUUUCCCCGUCAGCUGUGGGAUUUGCUGGGACUCCGUUGGUCGAGAAAAUAGAACAGAGCCAGCUUGAAAGGAAUCGGUUCUGUGAUUUGCGCUGGAUUUCUUUUUUGUUGGGCACUCACACAUGUCAUAUUUUAUUUCUGCCCCCCUUAAAUCACGGGAAAGCCUUGACAAGCAGGAGCCAGACCUCUCUCUUUGGGGGGGGGUGUCCCAGGAAAGACCCCCCCGGUUGCUUUUUCAAGAUGGCGGAAGGGCCGCCUUUUGACCCCUUCUGGUUAGGAAGGCUCCAUCCAGCAGGGGAAGGGAUUGGGAGGCGCCCAGCAAGCGUCCAGCUUAUACAGCCAUAAGCUCAGGUGGAGCGUUUCACGGGGGGGGGGGAACUUGCAGGAAAAGCGGGUUUCCGUCCUGCACAGAAGAUAAAAGGGCAUUUAAUUCACCCGGAGACUCGAUCUGUACGAGUUUGUGUUGCGAUUUGCCCGUUCGCUCCUCUCUAUUUGCUGGCAACGGCUUUUUCACUUUUGAGAAGAACGAAGGUUGUUAAUGGCGCUUCGGAUUUGGUUUGGAAGAGGCCCUCAUACUUUGGAGCCUGCGCGAAAGUGCAGCUCACCCAAGCGGGCGCCUCUCUUUCUAAAAUUGCACAGCCGCCCACCCUAAAAUUGCACAGGCCGUUUUGGAGGUGUCCCCUUCGGUGAGCUGCCAGCGGGGGCUGCUUUGGUUCUCAUGCCAGGGUCAAAAAUGGGGGCCCCUUUUUCCAAGUCCAAAGCCCUGGGCAGCUCAUCUCAAGUUCCCCAACUUUUUCUCUAUAAAGACCCGCUUCCUGUCUGAAGUGAAUCCAGGAAAAAGUGUGACCCCCUGACUCCAUUGGCUGCAUAAACUGUCCCCAAGCGAGCGGCCCUUCGCGUGGCUUAAAAUGGUCCAGCUGGACGUUGCAGGCUUUUCCCCUCUUCCCCCCCAGCUGCCUCGGGAAGUACACAAGAGCCCAAUCAUUGCAAACCCUGUGAUUUCAUGAUAAUUCUGGCACAAAUUUGUGUAAAAUCGGUGACUUCUUUAUUUUUUUUUUUUUAAGGAAAUGUCAGUGCAACUGGUCAUAUUCCCUAAUGUACCUUUUGUUUUUGUUUUGUUUUUUUCUGAAAUGAUGAUGAUAAUAAAAAAAUUCUUCUGCCUUU
Messenger RNA from Crotalus tigris (Tiger rattlesnake), 4834 nucleotides. RefSeq names its product death effector domain containing (gene DEDD). The transcript is spliced from 5 exons. The coding region runs from base 1106 to 2149 and encodes 347 amino acids. Gene Ontology annotation, molecular function: protein binding; DNA binding. The record is from RefSeq and is a predicted model, not a curated record. Gene Ontology annotation, biological process: regulation of apoptotic process; apoptotic process; extrinsic apoptotic signaling pathway via death domain receptors. Gene Ontology annotation, cellular component: nucleolus. Lineage: Eukaryota; Metazoa; Chordata; Lepidosauria; Squamata; Viperidae.